Molecule: messenger RNA, 672 nt
Organism: Gongylonema pulchrum
Lineage: Eukaryota; Metazoa; Nematoda; Chromadorea; Rhabditida; Gongylonematidae
Source: the annotation of a GenBank genome assembly
GAAAAGAGUGAGAAGUAUCGUGAACUGAAACUGAAAGAGAUGCAAAUGGAUGAAUUUCUGGAUGCAUAUGAUGACCUGAAAGCCAACGAAGAAGCCCGAAUCGAUUGCGCCUCUAAUGAAAUAAUUCGCACCUUAGAGCUCAUUUCAACGAAUGGCACAAAGCUGGACCUGAGUAGCCAAAUCACAGACACUGACAACUCCGCAUUACAGGGCAAUGAAAAUGCUUCUGCUUACGAACUCAAGGACUUACAUGUCCGCCUACAAGAAGAACUGCUAUCAGCAGAAGAAAUGGAGGAAAGACUGGAGACCACUAACAGGAAUAUCAGCGAACGGAUGGACGACUUAGUACAAAAGAUGAAACAGUUUGAGAAUAUCGACGCACUAAAAUCUGGGACAGAACUAAAACGCCAGGAUUUAGAGCAAAGUCGCAAAGAGUUCGAAAAUGUACUGCCAGAAACUGAACAGUACUGUCAGCGAUUACUGGAAAACUUGGCGCAAAAAAAGUCAUCGCUUGAAAACAGCGACGAAUACAUCAAGCUGAAAAAUGUCCAGAAGAAAUGGCAGUACGUAGAACAAAGUACGGCACUGCUACGUGAAACAGUCGCGCAACGGAAAGCCGAAACGAAUUACCAGGAUUUCAAGGAUGAGGUAAUUUUGAAGAAACUGACUUGA